UCUAAUAGAUAUGUUGAGCGGUUAAAAUAAUAACAUUUUUGAGUACAAAACAAAACGCUAUAGGCGCUACCGUGUUAUACCGUGUACCGCGGUAUAAGAUGAUGUUGUUGCACUUUGAACUUUGAAAACUAUUAUUAUUUUACGAGGUUACGAUGAGUAUAGCCUAUAGGGCCUACAACACAAAUAAAAAAAUAGAAUACGAUAACGACAGUACUGUUUUUGUACAAUAGUUAUCUCGAUAUUUGAAAUCACCACGUCAUGGUGACAUUGAUGAUUCGCCUAGGGAAGUUAGACAGUCGAGACAGCACAGCAGGCAGAGAUUUCCCCUCACAUUCCAAGAGAAUCAGUGCCUUGUGAAAUACAAGAGAGGUACCCCAAGAUACAAGAUACAAGAUACAAGGCUCCAUUCUGACUCUUGCACGUCGUACUCGUAGUAGAACAUUCUCCUGCGUACUGAGCUUUCUGUGCAUCAAGUGGCCACAGCUAUGGUAACAAUUCAGGCUAUCCCACGGAAAGCUCUUGUCGAUGAAGUGGUGAAGAUUAUUGUCAACCAGUUAAGGCCAGGGCAACCUGUGACCAUUGAGGCUCAGUUACAGGAAGAUAAGAAAGUGUUUUAUUCCUAUGCACAUUUUAAAGCAGACCAAACAGGGGUGGUCGAUCUUGAUGUGCAUCCUUCUAUCGGUGGAUCCUACACAGAUGUGAUGCCAAUGGGACUGUUCUGCAGUCUCUUACCUGUACCCGGACAAUUAAAGGGUAUGAGGUUGCUUAAGAAAGAUGUAGCAACUCCAAUGACAUUUGACCUUAGAGUAUAUGAUGGGUUACACCAUAUAGCUGACACACAUCAUGUGGCAUCAUUAUUAGCGAACACUACAUUAGAGAGGUGGUACAAGGCUGAUGGAGUAGUUGUGCAAGAGGUAGAACAUGGAAACAUCCGAGGGAGGCUGUUUUUGCCACAAGGUCCUGGGCCAUUUCCAGGCAUCAUUGAUAUGUUUGGAUCUGUCGGUGGCAUUGUCACGUUCAGGUCUGCACUCCUUGCCUCAAGGGGGUUUGCAGCUCUUGCCCUACCAUACAUGGGUUAUAAAGGUCUACCAACUGACUUUGCAAUCCCACUGGAAUAUUUUCAGGAGGCUGUUGACUGGUUCAGUAGUCAUCCACAGGUUCUUCCAUAUGGAGUAGGUGCAAUGGGAGUUUCUCUUGGCGGGGAGAUUGCACUGUGUAUGGCUUCCUACAUGGAAAACAAACAUAAGGUUAAGGCUGUCGUGUCCAUAAAUGGAAAUACAGUUCAUGGUGCUUUUAUUAGAAACAAAGGGGAAUACUUCCUCAACACAAAGACAGAAGGUUACAAAGUCGUUGAGUAUGAUGAAGGCAUAUCAUUAACAGAUGUUAACAGUGAAGUACCACAAGAUAGCCUGAUUCAGGUCGAAAAUGCAGAUGCUCCGAUCAUGUUUGUAACCAGUGGUGAUGACAGAUGCGUUUCGGAAAAGGAAGCUCAUGCUUCUGCUGAUAGGAUGUCACAGCAUGGCAAGCAUAACUAUGAGGUGUGCUUGUAUCCUGGAGCUGGACAUCUGGUCGAGCCUCCAUACUCUCCUCUGUGCAAUGCUUCUUAUCAUGCGGCUAUGGGUGAGCUACAGAGAUAUAUGAAAGUCAACAUUCAGUGGUGUGAUUUUUCUAUGUAUGCAAGGAACUCCUUGUCUCAAUAUUCAAAUCUGUAGCUAUGGAAUCGUUGAGUUUGUG
This is a messenger RNA of Priapulus caudatus, 1734 nucleotides long. Its product is annotated as acyl-coenzyme A amino acid N-acyltransferase 1-like. Gene Ontology annotation, molecular function: fatty acyl-CoA hydrolase activity. NCBI's taxonomy places the organism in Eukaryota, Metazoa, Priapulida, Priapulimorpha, Priapulimorphida, Priapulidae. The transcript has 9 exons. Gene Ontology annotation, biological process: acyl-CoA metabolic process; fatty acid metabolic process. Bases 486 to 1712 code for a protein of 408 amino acids. The record is from RefSeq and is a predicted model, not a curated record.